CAGCAAAAUAACAAGGAUAACAAGGACGGGGUAUACGCGGCUGAAGGACAGACGAGGAUGGAUGAAGUUGAGGUCCUGGAAGGAGCAGAUCUUCGACAGCUGGAGUCGUACCUGAGAGUCCAGGAUGAGGGGCGCACUCUAGGCAACCUGUACAGGAUCGUCACUGAGGAAGGACACGUCAAAUGGGUGUGCAUCGAUCAUUACCGUGAGAACUAUCGAUAGUCGGCAGUGCAGCAGUUGAGAGAUGUAAUGGAAGUCAACUCUGGGGGUUUCGAUGAAGAGCAGGGCUGGAUUGUGAUCAGUCUGAGAUCUCCCACAGGGGCAAAGCAAUUCUACGAGACGCUGGUCAAAGCACGAAGGGUUCAUGAACUGACAGUAAGGCUACAGUGGGAUACGACACUGGACGACCAUCGGAAAUUCCGCUCCGCUAUCACGAAUACAAACAUAGCUUGUAUGGCAAUGAGCACGCUCAAUAGUAAAGGACCAGCAUUGGAUUUUAUCAACCGCUAUCGACGCUUUGAUCCGAUCAUGGAGCUCCUGUCGGACAGGCGACUCCAAGCUGUCACACUAGAAGGAUCUGAAAACUUCUUCUCCCAGAUCAGCAGUUCCUCCAUCAGGCCCGCUCCUCAACUUCGAACUCUGUCUAUGCAUCCUAUUCACCUCGAGGACGCCGCGUCGCAGGCAGCAUUCGCCAGACUUCUUCAGAGCUGUCCCAAUUUAACAAGGCUGCAGCUUGGAACAAGGGAGCCGGGUACCACCUUCGAUAUAGUUAUGCAUAAUGUCGAGCAUUUGUCAAACCUCAAAGUACUGGAACUCUUCCGUUGGGGAUCUCCAAAGGACCAUAUCAUCAUCGAUCUUCUCAAGGGCAACGUUCAGGGCGCAUGGGUCGAAUUAAGUGACGCUUGGCUUUAUGAACCAUCGUAUAUGCAGUUUUUACGGAAAGGUCUACUCACUCAACUGACGAUUACGAAUACCGUUAUUGAUCAAGCGAUGGAAUUACUUCCAGAUCUCCUAUACAGAAAUCCAAGGCUCUUGGAACUCAAGCUCAGUAGCCGAUCCACGCGAUUUCUUGAGAUGCUCGACCUGAUUAUAUCGGGGAGAAAGCGAGGGAGGGCGAAGGGAUACAUUUACGCAUCAUUGCGAUUCGACUUUGCAACCCAUUCCUACGACACAUACGAUGAUCGCAUCAUCUCCGUUGUACACCUCUCGGACUCCGAUGUACUCGACAUGUCUACCGACAUCAGACUGAGGUCUGGAUCGUGACCUGAUCAGGACUAUUUUUCCUCGCUGGUGUACCGAUACGGAUGGUCCAUUAAGAU
Messenger RNA from Gamsiella multidivaricata, 1319 nucleotides. RefSeq lists its product as uncharacterized. Bases 250 to 1263 code for a protein of 337 amino acids. The record is from RefSeq and is a predicted model, not a curated record. The transcript has a single exon. NCBI's taxonomy places the organism in Eukaryota, Fungi, Mortierellomycota, Mortierellomycetes, Mortierellales, Mortierellaceae.